Chlorella variabilis is the source of this 888-nucleotide messenger RNA. RefSeq lists its product as hypothetical. The transcript is spliced from 9 exons. The record is from RefSeq and is a predicted model, not a curated record. Lineage: Eukaryota; Viridiplantae; Chlorophyta; Trebouxiophyceae; Chlorellales; Chlorellaceae. The coding region runs from base 1 to 888 and encodes 295 amino acids. Gene Ontology annotation, cellular component: chloroplast stroma; thylakoid. Gene Ontology annotation, molecular function: ATP binding; ATP hydrolysis activity.
AUGGACGCCGGCAACGACGUGUCAGACGACCAGCAAGACAUUGCACGCGGGCGCGACAUGGUCGACUCCCUGUUCCAGGGCUUUGGCUCGGGCAUCGGCGGCACCCACAACGCCGUCCUCUCCUCCACAGAGUACCUGUCCACCGCGGGCAAGACUUUCCAAUGCAAUCUGGCCUAUAAGAAGCUGGGCAUCGCGCCCAUCGUCAUGUCUGCGGGCGAGCUGGAGAGCGGCAACGCGGGCGAGCCGGCCAAGCUGAUCCGGCAGCGGUACCGCGAGGCCUCCGACGUCAUCAAGAAGGGGCGGAUGUGCUCCCUGUUCAUCAAUGACCUGGAUGCGGGCGCGGGACGCAUGGGCGACGCCACGCAGUACACUGUCAACAACCAGAUGGUGAACGCCACCCUGAUGAACAUCGCCGACAACCCCACCAACGUGCAGCUGCCGGGCGUGUACAAGAACGAGGAGAUCCCGCGCGUGCCCAUCGACCGCAUCGGCGUGUGCAUGGGCAUCUUCCAGCACGACAACGUGGACCGCGCCGAUGUGGAGAAGCUGGUGGACGCAUUCCCCGGCCAGUCGAUCGACUUCUUCGGAGCCAUCCGCGCCCGCGUGUAUGACGACAAGGUGCACGACUGGAUCAUGGGCACGGGCGUGGAGAACAUCGGCAAGCGGCUGAUCAACAGCAAGGAGGGCAAGGUGACGUUCGACAAGCCCUCCAUGGACCUGGGCACGCUGAUGAAGUACGGCAACCUGCUGGUGGAGGAGCAGGAGAAUGUGAAGCGGGUGCAGCUGGCGGAUGAGUACAUGAGCGGCGCCGCGCUGGCCGGCUCCUCGGGCUCCUCCCUGCCAGAGGGCUACUCGGGAAUGCGCCCCAAGCAGUCGCUGCUCAGCUAG